AUGAAAUUUAUAAUAUUUGAAUAGUUGUCAUGUUUAGCGCAUUUACCUCAUAAUACCCAACCCUCUGAGUUCUGGGUCAUCUUUGUUGCUUUUAUUAUCAAUCUUUAAUACCUAGCCAUUAUGUUACCAAUAAGUGGUUGGAAUUUGUGGCAUUACAGCAAUGGACACUUUUACCUGUUAUCGAAGCUUGCUUAAGCUUCACUUAUCAUACCUUAUGGUUUUGAAUCUAAUUUUAAUUUUGGAGAUGUGGCAUUUGGUUUUGUGAUUCUACUUCUUAUCACUUUUGUGACAAUUAUCGCUAUCUUAGUAAUCCUAGGAAUACAGGAUGAUAUAAAUCCUCAUUAACAUUAUUCACUUAGGAAAUUUAUUUUUUAUUUCUUUGUACUUAGUACUACUAUAUUUUAAUUGCCAAUCCUUUUUAUUCUAAUUUCAUUUAUCACAAUAGGACGAACCAAUUUUAAUUAAGAGUAAACAAUUUUUAAUGUAAAAAGUGUUUUGAGUCUAAUAACACUGUUUAUAUUCUCAAUCUUUGUAUUUUUGUAGCAAUAUUUUUUGAGAGCGUAUACAUUUGUACCUUUUAAUUAUUUAUAACAAAAAUUUAAUGGACUGCAAUCAAUUUAAUACUGUUUCUCAAUUUUAAUAACAAUUUUGUACCUAGUUGAUUAUGAUACAAUAGUUCAAUAUACUUAAAUACUAAUAUUAUUCCUGCAAUUAUUAUUGAGAUUAUCCGAUUCAUAUUUUAUGAAGCCAUCAAUUCCUUAGAUCAAUUAAUUAUAAUUUUCAUUUAAUUUUACUCUCAUAGCAAUCCUAAUCAUAUUAACCAUAAACAUCCUAACCAAUAAUGAAUAAAUAUUCCAGGAGGAUCAAUUAGUAUAUGUGAUAAUGUUAUUGGGUCUCAUGGCAUUCCAUUUAAGUUAUUAGUUCUACAAUAUGAAAUGUUUAUCGGUCUUCGAUAGCGAAGUAACUCCAUUCACUUGUAUUCAUUACACUUAGGAAAUGCACUUCAAAUACUUGAUUACUAAUGAAAACUAAAAAAACAAGGAGUUCUUUGAAUUAUAUUUAUAUUGGAAAGGACACAAAGUAGUUUGUUAAAAACAUUGGCUUAAGUAGAAUUACAGAACAGAUUACAAUUAAAUCUAGAGAACACAUCAAACCAUAUUUUGCAUCUUAAACACAGAAUUAGAAAGAGCAUAAUAAGAUUCGAAAUCGACUUACGAAGAAUUAUAACUCUUGUAUAUAAGUUAUGUAGCUAUAUUCUGCAAAAAGCCGCUCUUAGCCUAUGUGGAAUUGAAGCGAUAUCAAAGCAAGUAAUAAAUUUAGUCUUUUUACUUCGUUAACAUUAGAUAUCAAAUGAGCAUCUAUCUUUAAGCUUUAAUAAAAAGUCAAUAAUAAGCCAAUCAACAAUUGUUUGGAUAAUAAAAAGUGGCUAUUACUGAAAGACAAUUGAGCAUUGAAUCAAUUUUUGAAGCUCUCUAAUUUCAGGAUCAAUUUAUUCCCAGAGUGAUUGAGUUACUAAAUGAUAAGAUUAGUUUUUGGAAUAGACAAAUUAAAGGCUUUAAUAAUAUAUACGAAUUAGAACGACUAGCGAUAAAUUAAAGUAAAAAAAUAUUUAAUUUGGCUAAUCAAAUAAAUUAAUAUUGUUCAAUUGAUAUUAAGAAUCUGGAUCAUCUGUCAAUUUCAAAUAAUGUGUAGGAUUUGAAGUUGAUAUCCAUUUUCUGUAGUUCUAUAAUGAAUGAUUAUUAUAGCACUUAAAUGUGUGAAACAGCCAUCACUGAAGUCUAUAAUAUUGAGCAUACGCUAUAAGAAGAUACAUUAACAAAUCUAUCCUUUAUUUAAGAAAGGGCAGUUAUUUUGAUGUUAAGUUUAGUUAAGAAUAGAGGCAGGAUAAUCAAUCAAGAUAAGAAGAUGAUGUCUUAGUUUUUUAAUUAUAGUGAACAGGAAUUUGCCUAGAUUGACAAUAUAUCAGGACUAAUGCCCCCCUUUUUUGCAGAGAGACACGAUAAAUUACUAUUAAAUUAUUUGUAAACUGCAAAGUCACAAUUCUUUGACGAUUACAAUUAAGUCUUUGGCUAAUCAAAAGAGGGGAUGCUCGUUUCAUAUUAACUUAAAUUUGAUAACAAUUUUAGCGAAUUAGAUGACUAUGUUUUGAUUGGUUGUCUCUCUUAAGUGAAGAAAUCAUCAGAUUAUUUACUAUUUGGGGAAGAUGGAUUUCUAAUCGGGGCGACUGAGAAUUUUAAUUCCACUAUUAUCAAUUCUAAGGAUCAAUCAUAUAGAAUAUUACAUGAAAAUUUAAGUCAGUUAAAUGCUUUUUUAAUAAUUCCGAAUAUGAUGGAGAUAUUGAAUGAGUUAAAGAACUAAUUUGGAAAGGAAUCUAUAUAUAUUUAGUAAGACAAGUUUUAUAAAAUCUGGAAGUAUAACAAUAAUAAAGACUUAUAUGAGAUGUCAAUUAAGCUGGGUUAUUCAUCAAAAUAGAACUCAUUUAUCAAUGAUAGUAGUUUAUUUAAAUCUCGAGCCUCUUUUGCUUCAAUCGAGAAAGGAAAGGCAGAUAUUCAAAUAUAUUAAUAAUUAGGGUAGUCUGUAAGUGACACAAAAAAGUUGAAAGGGGUUUCCAUCUUGUAAGCAUUAACAAUCUACAAUGGUACAUUCAAUAGUUAAUUAAUGAAUUCAUUACAAGUGUUAGAAAGUAAAGCUAAGUAACAGUAUAUUGCUAAAAUUAAUAUAGUGUACAAAAUAAUAGGAAAAAAGGAAAACAGGAGGAGUUAUUUUAUUUUGGAAAUAAAUGAUUUGAGGAAGGCUGAUGAAUUAUUUAAGACUAACGAAUCCCUUAUGAAUAAUCAACAUACUUUUUCAAUUUAGACUACAAACAAAGGCAAUAUGCAUACCUUUUAAGAUCCAAGUGAAAGUUAUUUGGGAUCAUUAAACGUAGAUAAAGAGGAGGUUACACCUCAUAUGUCUAAGUAACACCAACCUGGAUUUGCAAGACUUUUGAGUAAAUAUGAGGGGAAGAAUCAAGUAUAAUAGAAUUAUAUGGACUUAUUGGGAAUGGAAUCGGCAAGAGAUAGUAUAAGUUACGGACCCUUAUCUUAAAGAAUCAAUUUCAUAAGUCCAUCUUCUAAAUAACAGCAUAUGUAGGAAUUGAUAGAUAAGGACUUUAUGGAUUUAUAGAAUCAAUUGGAAUUAGGGAAUGAUGAUAUAGGAAAUGAGAUUGAGGUUGCUGAUUCAUCAAAAGUCAAAAGUAAUAGUAAGGAUCAAAACUAAAAGAGCAAUAAUCUUAUGGAAAUAUUACAAAAUAAUAGAUUAAAUUAGAAAAAUGAAGAUUUAGAAAGAGAAGCCAAGAAAUCAAAAUCAAGCAUUACUUCUGGAACUUCAGGGAUAUCUGCAAUAUCUACAAUUAAGAAAUUUUAAUCAAAAACAGAAAUGACUAAUAGUUUAAGAGUUCUGGUCAUUAUCAAUAUUAUUAUCAUACUGAUAGUAUCUACCUAUAUUAUUGCUCAUUUAAUGAUGAUUACUUCUUACAACAAUUAAACUUAGUUAACUCUCUCAAACAUCAAUGGACCAACAUUAUUUAAUAGGUAUUUUUUUAAGGUCUUCACCUACACUUGGAGUUUGGUUUUCAACAGUCUUGGAAUUAUUGAAAGCAGCGAUUAUUUGAUAACUUAAACAAUCUCGCAAAUGGCAGACUUAGCCUCAAUUAUUUUCGAUAAUUUACGGAAUAUGUACGAUACUUUUAUUGGAAUUGAAUAAUCUGGGAUGCUCAGUUCAAUCAACUUAGAUUUUCUGUAUCAAGACAAUGAAAAUGUUACAUAUACUUAUUUUAUCAAUAUCAUUUCUAAUGUGGCCGACACUUUGUUUCAAGCACUUAAAUACAACAUAAAGACUUUGGUUUAAUUGAUUGAUCGUAAUUAUUUAGAUAAUUUAUUGAUGCUUAGAUAUAAUCUAAAAAAUGUAGUGAACAUGAACUUUUAAUUGAUAGAUUCGCUUAAUGAACUAUUUUUUGAGUAGCAAUAAAGCCAGAUUGAAGAAUUUUAAACUUAGAUUAUUAUAGAAAUACUAUUCUUGAUUUUAGUAAUAAUAUUUUAAUUGAUCUAUUGGAAAUAAAUAGAAUAAUAUAGCUAAUAAAUAUUGAUACUAGUUGGAAGAUUGUAAUUGAGUUAAGCAUAAGAGAUGAUAACCAGAUUUACAGCAGUUACAGAAACAUUAAAGUAAUUAUCUGGAAAAUAUGGAUGGAAAAAGUAAAACUAUUACAAAUUGCUUUUCUUUCCCUUAAAUUAAAUAGGGAUUGAUACUAUGUAAACAUAAUCUAGAGUGCUUAAAGAGUAUCAAUUAUCUUAAGUUGGUGGAUCAACAAUUAAGAUGAAUCAUAUGAUUGAAGAUAGAAAAAACUAUAAAAAAAACCUAAAUGUAGUGCUCAACUCAAAAAUUAAUAAUACAAAUACUAGCAUUUGGAGUGCAACUAUUAUCAUUACGAUAACUUGCAUUAUCUUUCUUUUUUUUCUAUUAGGGGGCUUUUUAUUAUUUAAAUAAUAGUAGAGCGAUUUAUUACCUACCUAAUAAUUGACACUCAGCUUUAUUCGUUUUACUUCUCAACUAGAUAUCGUAGUUAGUACAGCAUUCAUUACAAAGACUUAACCAAUUCUAUAUAACAAAUUAGUUGAUUUGAAUAUUUAUUCAGAUGAAGAAAUAGAGACCUUUAGAGACUAACGAGUAAUAAUUAAGAUCUUCAUUUCCCUUUAUUCGAUCUAUUUUGAAAAUAUCACUUAAAUUUAUGAAAAUAUAAUUGAAUCCAAUAAAAUCACAGAUGCUGAUGAAAACACAUUAUUAAUGUUAUUCUCAAAUGACUUUUGCGAGUUGUUGAGUUAAGAUAUUCCCUUCUGCAAUUAUGACAAUACAACCAAUUUUAAUGAAAAAUAUGGAACACCAACUCGUUUAGAUGAUAAUAGAGAUUAUUUAAGCAAAGGCAUUUAAGGAGUUGUGAGCAAAUUAGAUUAAUUCUUCAAAUAAAACUAUUAUUAUGAAACAAACUAAGUUGAUUAUUACCCAGAUUUAUCUGUUGUGCUAGAAUUAUUUAAUACAAGGGAAUUUACAAACACCUUGAUUGAACACUUUCUAGAUACUACAGAUGGAACCAACCUAUUUGUAGAUACUAUACUGAAAUCCGUAUUAAGCAUAACUUAAAAUGAUCUAAAUUUGAUGUAUACUUAUUAUUUAGUAACUGGUUUGCUCCUCAUAUCGAUUCAUUUUUUAUUUUAUGGUUGUUGGAUACAUAGAACCAAUCAAAGACUGAUAGAAUUAAGAUUAAUCUUAACUAAUUUGCCGAUUGAAGUACUCACUGAGUAACAUACAUUAUCAUUACUCAAGAAGCUAUAAUGA
This is a messenger RNA of Paramecium tetraurelia, 5370 nucleotides long. RefSeq lists its product as uncharacterized. The transcript has 2 exons. The record is from RefSeq and is a predicted model, not a curated record. Lineage: Eukaryota; Ciliophora; Oligohymenophorea; Peniculida; Parameciidae.